Molecule: messenger RNA, 5058 nt
Organism: Microplitis demolitor
Lineage: Eukaryota; Metazoa; Arthropoda; Insecta; Hymenoptera; Braconidae
Gene: Cdk12
Product: cyclin-dependent kinase 12
Exons: 8
Coding region: 546-4880 (1444 amino acids)
Biological process (GO): transcription elongation by RNA polymerase II; protein phosphorylation; positive regulation of transcription elongation by RNA polymerase II
Cellular component (GO): nucleus; cyclin/CDK positive transcription elongation factor complex
Molecular function (GO): RNA polymerase II CTD heptapeptide repeat kinase activity; cyclin binding; ATP binding
Source: RefSeq, a predicted model, not a curated record
UCCCGCCAAUUUUUAAAUUUACAAAAAAUGUUUAAAUAUUGAAACAAAAAAUUUAAAAAAUUAAAAAUAAAUUUCUAAGAAAUUAAUACUAUUAAUUAUUUAUUUAAAAAAAUUUAAAAACUGAAGUAAAAAAAAAAUAAAAUAAUAAAAGUGAUGUAAGAUAAAAAUAUCAGAUGGCAGCAGGGUCGUUUGGUUGGACGAGGAAACGAUGACGACGUAUCAAUGGUUAAUGGCUGCUGCCCAGCACAGCACUAAAACCAGCAACUAAAUUCAUAUGAAGAAUAAAAUCCAUGAUUAAUGAUGCAAUCAAUUGUAUAAAACUUAUGAAAACAUGAUUAUCUAACGAUAAAAGCACUAAAACAAAACUAUACAACCGCGUAACAGUACGGCAUUAUUUAAAAACGUGUGUUACUUGGACAACGUAUAAGAAAUCAUCUACGAACGUAUAACCGUUCACAAUUAUCAAUCACCAUUGGAUACUGGCCCGAUGCGAGUAAUCAUCAACCACGGGACCUUAUCACUGGAUAAAUAUUGCACUAGGUGACAUGCCUAGCAGUCGCGACAUUGAACGCGCGGAUCGUAAUGGAAGAUUUAAAUCACGUCGACGUGACAGUGUUGGUAGUGAUAUAAAUCGACAUAGUUUUGAUAAUAAUGAAAAGAGACAUCGUAGACAUGGUAAAAGUGGCAGGAGUUCCGGUAAAAAAAAGAAAAAACGUUCGCGAGACAAAUCUUUAGACGGUGGAGUUCCGCGAAUCGCUUCAUCGGUUGUUAAGCCGCUUGUUGAGUACUCGGAUGUAAGUAGUGAAGAUUUGUCGGGGCCGGAAGCUGGUGAAAUACAGUCGGAAGAAAGUCGUGGUGGCAAUAGUUACACGGACGGUGAAUUGGGUGAACGUUUGUUGAGAGCUCGGUACUAUGGUAACAGCCCAAAACGACCGGUUGGAGGUGGAGCUGGAGCUGGAACUGAUCUCAGGGCAUCUCCGAUCAGCAUAUCGCCAUCACCCCCGAUGCAUCGCCAUCAGAGACAUUACUCACCGGUUGAAGAACCUCAGCAGCAGGUUGUACACGAGUCCCCGGAAUAUCCGGAGGAAACGCGCCGGUACUCGAGGAGAAAAGAGAAGAAGCAUAGACGAGAGAAAAAGAAGAAAAUAAGUCUUAGUCCUAGUAGCUCGAGUACCUCGAAGAAGAGGAAGAGAAAGUCGAAACGUGCGUCAAGAAGUCUCAGUCCAGAGAUUAUUGACGAAAGAGAUCAUGUUAUUAUUGAGGAGAGCCCGGUACAUGAUAAAAUAAUGGAAAAGUGGCCGGAGUCACCGCCUUUGCCUUUAAAAGACGACACAUCACCAAUAUCACCCGCGACACCUGUUAAAUAUUCACCUCAUCAGCAGAGGUCGCCCAGUGAUAUGGAUCUUGAGUCACCGCAACGUGACGAACACAACGUAACACCUCCGACAUCGAUGAUGAUGUCCAGACGAACUGAGUCUCCUCAUACUCCGCUGCUGCCACCGAGGCCUAUCUCUCCGGAGAAGGCUUACUCGAAGCAUAUGAGUCCUGAGGUAAUUAAAACAAGUCCUAAUGUACAUCGUACUCAUCACAAUGACAGUCCGCCGGCAACCAGCAGCGUUCGUAGGCGACACAGUCCCAGUCCUGCGUCGAGACGACGGGACCACAGUCCGCCGAGAAGACGAGAAUUCAGUCCAAGUCCUGUAAUACACAGAAUGCGACACUCUCCUAGUCCACGACGCCGUGAAUUUAGUCCCAGUCCUACUGGACAUCGUCGCGGUCGCGAUCCCCGGUCCUCGGGGUCACCCGCAAGCAAACGGAGGAGGCGCGAAGACAUGAUGAGACAUCGGCAUCAUGAGCGCGAGCGUAAAGAGAAGAGGAAGACAAGAGUAAUGAGAAGUCCUAUGAGUCGUGGGUUGCCUCAGACGAUGUCGCGUUCCCGAUCUCGCAGUCCCGGCAGGUGGAGGAAAUUGUCACGGUCACGGUCUAGGUCAAGACGACGUAGUCGUACUCCAAAGAGGUCUCGCUCGCCGGGAAAAUUGCAGCGUUCGGUAAGAAAACGGUCAAAGAGUCCUCGCAACAGAAUACCCUCGCCUACGCAGCAUCGCACACGCGCCAGAAGUCCCAUGAGUCUGAAGGCCAUAAAUUUACGCAGUCAGGCCAAAAUAAAUGAAACGACUUUGUUUGCUGAGAUGGUAAAGGACAGAAAUAUCAAGGAAUUGGCUUACAAAAAGUAUCAGGCAGCUAAAGAGAAGGAGGUAAACAGCCAGGACGACGUACAGAUAAUUGAAGGAACUGACGAGAAAGACGGCAGCAGCACGUCCUUCGACAGCAAAACUACAGACAAGUCCAACGGACGCGCGGAUUCUAAAUCUGUUGAAGUUGUUGAUAUUCCUGUGCCGAUUCCCGGGUCCGCUGAUACCACCACCGAAGCUCUAACUCCUCCACUUCCUACACCAGCUUCGGCACUUCAGGCUCCUCCGCCUAGUGUACAUAACUCACCUUUGCCUCCCAAUAAUGGUCCUUUGUUACCAGUUAACAAUGUCGUUAAUCCUCCAGUUAAAACUCCACCUCCUCCUCCGCCUCCACCACAACCGGAGUCCACUCACCCUGGUCAAGCCCAAAUUACCACGACAGUACCUGUUAUCACUGGAAAUUCACUUGCAACUCCAGCAGCAAGUCUCGCUGUUACAUCUCCAGCAGUCACCUCAUUGUCAUUGACAUCGACACCGACUCUGACACCAACGAUACCAUCAUCAGCAUCAACAUUACCACUGACACCAACAAAUGCCAUUGCGAAAUUCAAUACUCCCAAUAAUUUAGUACCUAUUAAAUCAAUAGAUCCUCCAAAGACACCGUUCAUUCAAUUUAAAACAGCAAAGUUAUCAAAACUUCCUUUACCACCUGGUAUAAAUCAAAAUGAUUUAGAGAGCAUUGAUUCCCCGCCAAGUAGAUCGCCAAGUCCCCAAAGAUCUUCUGUUAAAGUUGGCGCCACUCCGACAAAACCGGGGGUCAAGAAAAGUAUAACGGAGCUGCCGAUGCCGCCGGUUGUCCAGGGUACUGAUGACUACAGCGGCGAGGACGAUCCUAAUGCGACGCCACCACGAGGUAAACUGGACCGCGUUGCACCCAAGCCAAAGCUCAAGCGACCUAAAAUACUGAAGAAGAGAAAUUCUCGUAAUUGUCAUGUGCCAAUGUCUGCUUCGGGUGGGAAAGACUGGGGCGAGCGGUGCGUUGACGUCUUCGAAGUUAUUGCACAAAUUGGUGAGGGCACUUAUGGCCAGGUCUACAAGGCACAGGACAAACGCGCGGGGGUUCUUGUUGCGCUGAAAAAGGUCAGGCUGGAAAAUGAAAAAGAAGGAUUUCCAAUAACUGCUGUCAGGGAAAUUAAAAUUUUGAGACAGCUUAAUCAUAAAAAUAUUGUCAACCUCAGGGAAAUAGUCACGGACAAACAAGACGCUAAAGAUUUUAGAAAAGACAAGGGAUCAUUUUAUUUGGUCUUCGAGUACAUGGACCACGAUCUGAUGGGUCUGCUGGAGUCGGGAAUGGUUGAUUUCAAUGAAAUGAACAACGCCAGUAUAAUGAAGCAGCUGCUGGAUGGCCUCAAUUAUUGCCAUGGUAAAAAUUUUCUGCAUCGUGACAUCAAGUGCUCCAAUAUCUUGAUGAAUAAUCGCGGGGAAGUUAAAUUAGCAGACUUUGGUUUAGCUCGACUUUACAACGCAGAAGAUCGUCAGCGACCGUACACAAAUAAAGUGAUAACUCUGUGGUAUCGACCACCCGAGUUAUUACUUGGCGAAGAACGUUAUGGUCCCGCCAUAGAUGUCUGGAGUUGUGGUUGCAUACUCGGUGAAUUAUUCUGGAAGAAACCACUUUUUAAGGCAAACAUGGAAGUGAUGCAACUAGAAAUGAUUUCACGUGUUUGCGGUACACCAACGCCAGCAGUAUGGCCUUCUGUGAUAAAACUUCCACUAUGGCAUACUCUUAAAGUAAAAAAGACCCACCGUCGGCGGCUGAGAGAAGACUUUUCAUUUAUGCCGUCAACGGCACUCGAUCUCUUAGACAAAAUGUUAGAGUUGGAUCCAGAAAAACGUAUCACUGCUGCUGAUGCUCUUAAAAGUGCCUGGUUAAAGAAUGUUGAACCAGAGUGUAUGCCUAUUCCUGAGUUGCCUAAAUGGCAAGACUGUCAUGAACUUUGGAGUAAAAGACGACGUCGGCAGCUACAAGAACAAGAGAAUGCGGGAUCAUCAAAAAGACUUAAGUUAGAGGCAGGAUACAAUUCGCAGUCAAAUUUAGAAGGUUUAUUCGAGAGUUCUUUUGCUGUUUCGCCGUCUUAUUACUACAGUCCAGCCAAGCGAACUGGAGCUGGACCAGGAGUCAAAGAUACUUUUAAUCAUGAUACGGAGGAUAGUCUUGCCAGGAAAUUGAAUUCUCUAGCUGGUGCUCUGGGUCAAGGUAAACCCAUUCGUGUUGAUGACUUGAUGUCUCUCCGCGUUGACAAUCAGAGUGAUCCAAAAACUGUACAAUUGGUAUCAGAAUUGCAUACAGAAUUACGUCUGGUAGCAAAUGCACGACCAACUGGUCAACUAGAAGCACAUUUGCCAUUAUUAAUUCCUCCCGCAGAAAUUCAUUCAAAUCAAAAAGGUAAUUUUGAUGCCCAUGCAGUUUACGCUGGAGAUGAUGCUGUAAGUUUAGGGCGAUGGUCACAGCUUGCAACUGCUGGUAUUAAGACAGCAUUGUCUGCUCUUAUGUCACGUUACGCUAUGGAUAAUUAUAAAUCCCCGGUGACAAGCAUCCAGCAUUCAGGUAAAUUGACUGGAGCGUCACAGUCACAGGCUAUUUUUCCGCCACCCUCUUCGUCUACGCAAUCUGCAUUUGGUUCUUAAUAUUAUUUAUAAUAUAUUAUAUAUUUUUACGAAUAUUACGUCACUUAUAUAAAUUAUUGUCUAUGGAACAAAAAAAUAUAAGACAUUUAUAACGCGAAUUUUAUAAUUUUAUUUGUCUAGUACUUAAAUUAUUUAAUUACAAUGCACUAAUUUUUAAUAAACCAAUCUUGUAAUAUAA